Molecule: messenger RNA, 252 nt
Organism: Bombina bombina (fire-bellied toad)
Lineage: Eukaryota; Metazoa; Chordata; Amphibia; Anura; Bombinatoridae
Product: retinol-binding protein 1-like
Exons: 2
Biological process (GO): fatty acid transport
Cellular component (GO): nucleus; cytosol
Molecular function (GO): fatty acid binding
Source: RefSeq, a predicted model, not a curated record
AUGGCGGAACAUCUCAACGGGCGUUACAUACUGGAGUCUCAGGAAAAUCUGGAAGAAUAUCUCAAAGCUCUGGAGCUAAACAUCGCCCUGAGGAAGGUUGUUCUCUUCUUGCGCCCAGAAAAAGAAUUUGUGGUGGACGGAAACCACAUGAUCAUUCGCACACUCAGCACCUUCCGUAAUUACAUUAUGGACUUCACGCUUGGUGAGGAGUUUACGGAGGACCUCAGUUCUAUUGAUGGGCGAAUCUGCAAG